Eimeria necatrix is the source of this 1845-nucleotide messenger RNA. Its product is annotated as RNA recognition motif-containing protein, putative. Gene Ontology annotation, molecular function: protein binding; RNA binding. The transcript is spliced from 11 exons. The coding region runs from base 1 to 1845 and encodes 614 amino acids. The record is from RefSeq and is a predicted model, not a curated record. NCBI's taxonomy places the organism in Eukaryota, Apicomplexa, Conoidasida, Eucoccidiorida, Eimeriidae.
AUGGCUGCGCCGUACGCCGGAGGGUCUGUCUCGAGCAGCGGCUCGAGCGGCCCAGCCGCCGCUGCAGCAGCAGCAGCAGCAGCAGCAGCAGCAGGGGCGCCAGCAGCAGCAGCAGCAGCAGCAGCGGCGCAGCUGCUGUCGCCGGCCAACCUCGCCGCAGCCGCCAGGUGUCUGUACACCCGAAUCGACUCCUUCAACGGAGAAUUCAAAUUCCUUUCUUUGGACUUUCCUUCUCUCAUUUAUUUUCAAGGAAGGUUUUUUGCUUCUGCGCGCCACGCGCUGCUGGCAGCAAAACACCCUGCUGCAGAAGACCCGGACUGGCCGCGCUACCGCCUAAAAUGGAUGGAGCUGAUUCAGAGAGACAAGUUUCGAAGGAAUCCAGAGCUGCGGGAGAAGCUGAAGCAGACGGGGGGCAGGGAACUCGUUUGGCUAAACACUGGAGAUGCUUUCUUUGGACAAACAAGUCACUCGAGAGGACAAAACCACUUGGGAAGAAUUUUAAUGGAAAUAAGACAAAACAUUCUCGAAGACACGGAGCUCGAGUCGUGGCUGGUCAUUUGCCACGAUAUAGAAACAGAAGAAAGGUCUCUUCCAGUUUUGAGACUUUUGGAAAGAAGAGAAGGAGACUCCACCACUGUCGAGAUCUUGCUGCGCGGCAAGUCCUUCUACCGCAUUGGGAAGCUGGCAGACAACGACUUGGUGGCGCUAAACCCUUCCGUCUCCAGGCGCCAUGCAGCUUUGGUGGUUUUGAAAGGGGGACAUGUGCUUUUGAUUGACUUGAAGAGCAAAGCAAAGACGUUCAAGAACGGCAUGCCUCUAGACCACGACCACGUGGGAGUGCAGAUGCAAACCAACGACAGCUUCAGUUUGGGCGCGUCUAGCCGUCACUACCUCCUUGAGAUCGACACCACUUCCGUGGUGGAUUACCUCCAGCGGCGCGGCAGAGAGCUGAACAGAGAAAUUAAUUUAUUAAAUGAUCAAGUCAGCGAAGCAGCAGGAAUGUCCACUAAGAGUCUCACUAAGGUGUUUGUGGGGGGCCUCGCCUACAGCACCAGCCGCUACGACUUGUGCGAACUUUUCGCGGAAGUGGGAAAUAUAAAAUCCAUUAUCAUUCCCCAAGUCGACAGAUCCAUUCCUCCAGACUAUGAAGGAGCUUAUUCCGUGAGGGGAAUUGCCUUCGUCGAAUUCGGCGAUGCCGAGUCCGCCAAAAAAGCCCUCGAGUGCGACGGCCGUCUUGUCAAUGGGAGAACUGUGGCGGUGACCCCGGCGAACUUGACGCGAGAGGAAAGAGCAGCAAAAGAAGAACUUAUGGCUGAGGGGGAAAUGAACUUUGUUGCUGCAACGGAGAAGACGUUUGAGCACCCGACGCACGGGUCCAUGCGGACAGGCCACGGGCUGGAGGACUCUGCUGCUGCUGCUGCAGGAGGUGCUGCUGCUGCUGCUGCUGCUGCGCUGCUGCAGCAAGCAGACCCCCUCACUGGAGAACCCCGCGGCAGCAAAAGGGGACACUGGGGCCACGACGACAGAGCAGCAGAGCAGCAAGGAAGGAGACAGUUGACAAAUGCUGAAGUGCGGCGGCUGCAGGGGGACUGGCAGCAGCAGCAGCAGCAGCAGCAGCAGCAGCAGCACGGCGGCGGCCUGCGCUCCGAGGCCGAGGGCGCCCGCGAGGCGCGCUUCGCUGCUGCUGCUGCUGCUGCUGCUGCCAGCAGCAGCAGCAGCAGCAGGAACAUGUACACCGGCGAGUGGGGCCCCACAGAUAAUGACAAAAAGGAGAGACACAGGAGAAGCCGCAGCAGAAGCAACGAAAGGAGGAGACACAAAAGCAGCAAAAGAGACAGGGACUAA